AUUUUUACUUCAAUAUUGCAUCCUCCAGAUUUAAUUACCAUGUAGUCCGUUUUUCGACAUACUGCAUCGUCACACAGUUUUAGAAAUUAAAAAAGAAGACAUUAUGACCUUUCGAUCACUCAUCCAUUCACCGACCGGUCAGUCGCAACCAAUCUUGUUCAUUCGUUUUUCGUGUGCAGCAUCGUCAACAUCGUAUCCUGGUAUAUCUGAUAGUGAAUUAUAACUACACAUUAAAAACCGUACGAGACAUGGGAAAACGUAAACAUAAACAUAAUGAUAAGGAUAUUCGUCGCAAGAUUCAACGUUUGGAGGAUAAAUUGCGAUACAAUAGGCGCAAAGAUUUGGAUCGAAGAUCUGACUGCUCGACGUCAGGCUCAUCACAAAACUCUUACUAUGAUAGACAAUCUCCAGAUGUCGAAGAUGUUGAGGGCAGAAAUAGCGAGUAUGGCGAAGACUGGAUGCUUCGUGAAGAAGCCUUCAUGGAUGAUGAGAUUCAUGACAGUACUCGCAGCUUGGCAUCUCAGGUGCAACCAGUGGUGAACAGCCCUAUAGCGAGCCCCUUGCCUCGGAUCGCAGCGGCGCCAGCGCCAGCGCCAUCUUUGCCGCUAAUACCUACCGUACCAGCGCCGGACCAUGCCGCCUCGGUUCAAACUAACCCCGCUCAGUCUGUACUACCCACAGAAAUAGAUAAAUCUACAACCACACUCCCGCAAGAGAUCUUAUGUCUACUGGGAGAGGCAAAAAAGCUAGAUGAACCACUCGGUGAGUGUAUUCCUGAUGAGCUCUCUGAACGCUGGGGGAAAAUAUUAACGGACGGGCUGGCCAAGGACGUGAAGCAGUCCCUCGUGGAUAAAAUACUGAUGCCUAGUAAUUUUUUACUAGCUCGCGCGCCUAAGUUAAAUCCGGAGGUGGCAGCAGUAAUUAAUGAAUCAGCAAAAAAUCGUGACAUACGUUUAGAAAAAGCUCAAAAUCAACUGGGCCGGGGCAUCGCUGGACUUGCCAAUUUAGCAAAUGAUCUUAUAAAAUCAGAGUUGGAUAAACUUGAUAUAUUAUGUGAACACGAGUCCAUAGACCAAUACGUCUUUGAGUUGAGAAAGUUGGCUCAGUCGUGCGAGUUUGGUAACUUAAACGACGGAUUAAUAAAGGAUAGACUCGUAUGUGGAAUCGUGAGCGCAGCGAUUAGAGAGCGACUGUUACGCGAAGACGACCUAACGCUAAAUAAAGCGUUAGAAAUAUGUCGGGCUGCUAUAGUGUCGAAAAUGUAUUCGGAGGACAUUAAACGCGAGUGUACUAGUGAGACAAAAGGUAACGAAGUGUGUGCGGUAGCUAACAAAGAAGUGUACGAGUUGAAUCGGUCAGGUGCGAAAGUCGAAGCAAAAUCGAGUCGUGGUAUGAGUUCCGGACGAGGAUGGCGCGGGCGCGGAGGGGCGCAUGGCGCGGGGCGCAGUGGCGCGCCGGGCGCUGCAGGCCCGGCCGGCGCUCAGCACCGCGCGCCGUACGCAUAUCGCGGAGGGCGGUGCGGUCAGUGCGGCGGCGUGCACAAAAAGUACGAUUGUCCGGCGUAUGGCAGGAGCUGCAUGAAAUGUUCCAGACCAAAUCAUUUUGCCAGGAUGUGCAGGGUGUACAUGGUGGAAGAGUCUGAGGACCAGCGUUAUACUUUUAAAUUGGUAUAUAAGCCGGGUAAACAUCUGUAUAUAGCGGAUACGCUGUCGCGCGCAUACGAGCCGAGCGCGAGCGUCGAGCAUGCUGGCCGCGAGGCGCUGCACGACGAGGUGUGUGCUGUGGAGCGAGCGCUGGCCGGGGUCGCCAACGACCACUUCACCGACCACCAGUUUGUCGCGCUACAAAAACAAACUGACACCGACGACGAACUGGUGCAGUUAAGAAAAUGUAUUUUAAAAGGGUGGCCCGAUGAUAGGAAAGAUUUAGUAGACGUAUUAAGGCCUUAUUGGACUUAUAGGGAUGAGAUAACUGUGGCACAAGGGCAUAUUAUAAGAGACUCGCCGCACAGAAAUGACGCGCCUGAUUUGGACCUACUCUUUGAUUUAGAUGACGUAAUGCCGUCCCCGUCAUCAAGCGCCACCCCGCGCUUUAAAAUCUCGGAAGUUACCCAAGUCCUGCUAGACCUUCAUUAUGAAGAAUCAAUCAACAGGAAUAAACUCCUAGUUCCGUUGUUAGAUAAGAAGUUCUGGAGUACAAUAAAAGGGGUUAAAAGAGACGAAUACCUUUUCGGUGAAAAACUGGGCGAUAAAAUCAAAAACUCUAAAGAUAUAGAAAAAUCGGGCCAACAGAUUAAAAAAUCCUUCACAUUUAACCCGGCGUUCCAGCAUCGUAAGCAAGCGGCGCAGCCGGGAAACGCGAGAGCUCCUCCUCGCCAAUACAAGCCGAAAGCAACACCAGCACCGACGACGGGCAGAUACUACGAGCCUCAGUCCUCGACGUCGGCGAGGAGGACGACUUCGAGCCAGCGUCGCGGGCGUCACUACUCGAGCAGCAAAGCGAACGACCGGAGCCGCCGUUAGAGGUACCGCAUGCCGGGCGCAUACAAUAUUAUUAUAAUAAUUGGUUAUUAGUCACCGACGAUCCGUCGGUAUUAUCUAUUGUACAAGGAUAUAAAAUUCCAAUUGCCUUGCCGAUUUCACAAAGCACCGAACCCAAUAACCCUC
Messenger RNA from Cydia pomonella (codling moth), 2666 nucleotides. RefSeq lists its product as uncharacterized. The record is from RefSeq and is a predicted model, not a curated record. The transcript has 6 exons. NCBI's taxonomy places the organism in Eukaryota, Metazoa, Arthropoda, Insecta, Lepidoptera, Tortricidae. The coding region runs from base 249 to 2522 and encodes 757 amino acids.